CUCUUAGAGCAAGAUGGCACAGAUGGUGCCAAGAUUGCAGAGGAGCUUUCCAAGCAGAUUGAGGAGCUGAAGCAGUCCCAUCAAGAUGCUCUUCGCGUGAAGGAAGAGCAGAAUGAAGAGCUCAUGAAGCAACUCGAUGCGCUUAAUCACCAACUCGAAUCAGAUGCCGACAAUCUGAAGGAGCUGACGGGCCAGAACGCAGAGCUGCAAGAGACGAUCAAGAACUUGGAAACCGCUUCCCACCAGAAUGAGCAGCAGCAUGCCGCCACGCUUAGCAAAGUAGAGGCGGAAUUGGCGGAGAUGCGGAAGAAGGUGGAAUCUACCAAAGUAGAGCUUACGGAGCUAGAAGAGAAACACCAACAGACCUUACGGGUUCUACGGAACGAUCAUGACGAUGAGAUCGAAUCUCUGCGAGCAGACCUGGAGGGUGAUGCCAAGAUCCGGCUCGACGAGCUGCAAGCGCGGUAUGAUGUACUCGUCCAAGAGAAAAAAGCGUCAACGGAUGAGUACGAGCAGCGUAUAGCAAAGGCCGAAGAAGCGCUCUCUGCCGUACGCGAGGAGCUGGAGAGUGCAAAGGAGUCUUCUGGUACAGCUUCGCAGAGUCUUAAAGAUGCCAUUGCAAAACAGGGAGAACUUGCAACAGAGAAGGCUGCGCUUGAAGAGGCGUACGCGGCAAUGGAGAAACACCUUACCGAGCUCCAGUCGCGCCACGAUGGCCUCAUUUCCGAGAAGGCUGCGGCUGAAGAAGCUCAUGCCGCCUCACAAACCGUUGUUGCUGAGUUGCAGGCACGCGUUGAGAAUUUAGUGGAGGAGAAGACGGCCGCAGAGGAAGCACACAGCCGUGCGAUUGAAGCUCUCCAGAAUGAAUCGGACAGUGCAUCAAAACAACUUCUCGAAGCGUUGCAAGCCAAGUAUGACGCUCUGGUGGAGGAGAACGCGAGCAACCAGGCCGCUCACUUGAAGGAACUCGAAGCUUUGCGCGAGGAUCGGAAUGGACUGUCUGAGCAGUUUGCGGAGCUGAAGAGGACGUACGAUGUUCUGGCAGAGGAGAACACUGGUAAACAACGUGCUCUUACCGAUGAAUUUGAGGCUAUACGCAGAGAGCGGGAUGAACUAGUUGAAAAGCUUGCCGAACUCAAGAAGAUCCAUGAGGACACCGUCGCCGAGAAUGUAAUCAUUCAAGAUGUCCAUGACAAGGAGCUGCUGUCUGUCCGGGAAGACAUCGAAGAAAAGUACGCCAAGCUGCUCGAAGCACUUCAAAACGAUGUCGCCGCACUGGAGCAGCAAAAGAAGGCUGCUGUCGAAGAGAAGCGGAAAGCCGUCGAUGAGCUUGCCAGUUUGAGGACGCAGGUAGACUCCGGGAAUCAUGCUGGACAGGCUGAACUCGAGGCGCUGAAAGCGAAGUUGGAUGCCCUGGUGGCGGAGAAGUCUGCUGCUGAGCAGGAACAUGCCGAUACCAUUGCGAAGCUCAAGCAAGAGCUUGAGGAGCAGCAUACGAAGACACUGUCUGAUCUGCAGUCCAAGUACGAGGAGAGUCAGGCACGGCUUGCAAAAGCCGAUCAGGAGCAUGCCGAUGCAAUAGCCCUGCUCAGAGCGGAGCUACAGGACGGCCAUUCCAACGGUAUUUCAGAGUUGCAGAACCGCCUAGAAGAGCUGCAGAAACGACAUGAUACACUCGUUGAGCAGAAGGCUUCGACUGAGGCAGCCCACGAAGAGGCCAUCUCUGAGCUUAUGCAGGGCAUGGAGGCUAGUCAGGCUGAAGCAGUGCAGGACUUGCGAAAGAAAUACCAUGAUCUCAAUGCAAGGAUGGAAGCUGAGCGAUUGCGUCAUGUUGCGGAGCUCGAGGAGGCGAGGAAAGCUGCCAAGGAGGAGCAAGAAGCUUCUCUUAAUGAACUACAGGCCAUGUGCGAGGCACUCCAAGCCGAGGUCGAGGCAGCACGGUCUAAUCAUGCUGCGGAGCUUGAGGCGGCCAAAAAAGCACAUAUUGUAGAGCGUGAAGCUUCCCUCAAUGAGCUACAAGCAAUGUGCGACUCACUGCAGGCCGAGGUUGAAGCAGCAAGAAAGAAGGAUAGCGAGCAGCAGCAAGCUUCUCUGCAGGAACUCCGGUCACGCUACGAAUCUCUCGCAUCGCGCGCCGCCACUGAUGCCGAAAAUCACACUCAGAACGUCGAACGUCUCCAACGGAUCAUCGAGGAGCUCGAAGCCAGCCGCAGCCAAGCCAUCGAGCGUAUGGAAGAAGCACAAGACCGGAUCGAAACAAUGAAGGUGGAGGUGGUGCGUAAACACGUUGCCGCCAUCCAACCUCUGGAAAGAGAGAACGCUGAGCUAAAAGAUAAAGUAGAGCGACUGGAAAUGAUCCUCAAAGCCGGUGAUCGUGUUGCUCGCGCCGCAGCGACGAUGGGCGAGAAACGCGAAAUCAAUGCCAUUGCCGAGGACGACGAGGAGGAGGACGAGGAGCAGGCUACUUCUGGUGCUCAGUCAUCGGCACACUCGCCCCGACCUCGUGAGGUGCUUGGAACAUUGGCGGCUAUGCAGGAAACACUCUCACAGCUCUCCGAGCUCAACAACGCUGCCAUAUCUGAAAGCUCUCGCGCAGCGCAGAGAUUGGCAGACGACGACUGGGUCGCCGUCGAGGGCAAGCCAGGGGCAUAAUGAGUGGUGUACAGAGGGGAGCAUUGAUUGACAAAUGCCCCUGCGAUUCAUUUCCAUGCCCGCUGAGCCUGCCUUACAUUCUUUGCCUACCUCGCUGAACUUACUCUUGUAAUCGACUUUUUUUCUUCUACCGGCGCGUCUGGCAAGACACUAUACCCUGUUGCGCCGCUUGUAUAUUUCACAUUUUCGGUCUGAAGCAAUUUCAAUCCCUUUAAUGAGUCCGGACAACUUGUAAGCCAGAGAGCUGAGCUGAACUAAAAAAGUAGA
Westerdykella ornata is the source of this 2919-nucleotide messenger RNA. RefSeq lists its product as uncharacterized. The record is from RefSeq and is a predicted model, not a curated record. The coding region runs from base 124 to 2652 and encodes 842 amino acids. The transcript has 2 exons. Lineage: Eukaryota; Fungi; Ascomycota; Dothideomycetes; Pleosporales; Sporormiaceae.